AGUGUGUUGACGUUCCGGUCAUAGCGACUUUGAUCAAGCCUGCAUAUAUAUCCCUCGGUGGCUCAAGCUGCUGAGUUGGAAUUUAUUUAUCGAUCGUCUUUCCUGACCAUAAGAGAAUUGUGUGGUUCUAGAUUGACAUCAUUAUGUCUCAGGCGCGGGUCACCGAUUUUUACUACCAGAGAAAGAAAGAUGCUAGUGGGGCUAGGCAUGGUGAUGGCAAUACCCAGGUUGUGGACACUGUAACAAGUAAUCCCAGCACAAGAUCAACUCGGUUGAAAAGCAAGAAUGCAACAUCUACAACAAAGGUUACGAUAAAGACUUCAAACUCCACAUGUUCUGAAAACAGUGUACAAGAGGAGUUUAGGAGGGUUAUUGACGAGGCGACUUCGGUCGAUAAGGUGGAGAUCAUGUCUGCUGUGCUGGCGAGGACCGACUCGGAAAAACAAACACUUUUCUCCAGCCCUCGAACUCCCAAGAGGACCUCUGCAGAUGCUGAGUUCGAUUUUGGAUCAGCUGUAUUUUCAACCACUGCUGACCAUAUCAUCGCAAAGAAGCGUCUUCGGAUCGAGGCAAGAAAACAUGCCAUCGCUGCAGGGACAAGUCCUGGGCCGUUUAAAGUUCUAGAGAAUUCGGUCAGGAAGCAAUUGAUUCUCUUCAAAGACGACAAAAAAACUUUCUCCAAAGAGGAUGUUGUGGCACUCGGGUUCCGACUUCAGAAGAUCAAGGACCAGACACGGAAAGCUGAGAACCUGCCCGCUACGGCCCCAGAGUCUACUGCCCCAGACAUGAAGACUAAGCUAGCCUGUGUCAAAGAGCUUGCUGCUAAGGCACAACACCGGAAGGAGGAGAGGUUGGCAGAGGCCAGAUCUACAGAGGAAAAUAAUCGCCCAAAAACCGAGGAUGGAGAUAAGCUCCCAGCCUAUCAGCAGUACCAUACUCUUGCCCAGGAUGCUCCCCCUGGCCUCACCCUGCCCUUCAAGUACAAACUGCUUGCUGGAAUGUUCCGUAGCAUGGACAUCAUAGUGGGAAUGCUUUUCAACCGCUCGGAGACGGUUACCUUUGCCAAAGUGAAGCAGGGUGUCCAGGACAUGAUGCACAAGCGUUUUGAGGAGACCCAUGUGGGACAGAUUAAGACAGUCUAUCCUACUGCCUACCAUUUCCGCCAGGAGAGAAACAUUCCUACCUUCAGUGCUACAGUGAAGAAGUCUAGCUACCAGCUCACAGUGGAGCCUGACAUUGAAGCUGAUAAGAGCAAGGCAGUGCUGGCUGCUUCCCGCCUGUUAGAGAGGCGACGUAUCUUCCAUCAAAACCUAAUCAGCAUUGUGAAAGGGCAUCACAAGGCGUUCCUUGCCAAGUUGAAUCCUCCUAUUAGAGUCCCAGAUGACACGCUUACCCGCUGGCACCCUCGCUUCAAUGUGGAUGAGGUGCCCAAUGUCCUGCCCGGUGAGCUGCCCCAGCCCCCACAGGGAGCUGAGAAGCUAACCACUGCCCAGGAGGUUCUGGACAAGGCCCGCUCCAUGAUGACCCCUAAGAUGGAGAAAGCACUGGCCAACAUGGUUCUGAAGACCGCAGAGAUGGUCUGUGUAAAAGAACAAGAGCCUGUUCCACAAACUCCUGUAGCUCCUGCUGAAACUCACAGUGCCCUCAAAGGGGUGUCUCAGUCCCUGCUGGAGAGGAUCCGAGCAAAGGAGGCUCAGAAGCUCCAAGCUGCCAUGACCCGGAACCCUCCGCGGGAGGAGCGCCUUGUGAUGAUGUCACGGCUGGGGGAGCUGGCUCGGAUCCUGCGUAACGUCUUUGUGGCAGAGAAGAAACCCACACUGAUCAUGGAGGUGGCCUGUAACCGGGUGGUCUCUAGUUACCGCUCUGCCAUGAGCACAGGUGAUAUGGAGCUGCACCUUCGCCUGCUGGCAGAACUGACUCCUGGAUGGCUUACCAUUCACACAAUUAGAAAGGACUUUUAUCUCAAGUUGAUCAAGACCAUGGACCUGAAUGUGGUACUGGAGAAGCUGAAGCAGAAGACCAAAGAGGAAGAAAGGCUUUGAAGCUAUGAUUUUCAAAGUGUAAUUUGAAUAGAGACAUAUUGGCCUUUGUGUGUGUGUGUAUAUACACUGCUCAAAAAAAUAAAGGGAACACUUAAACAACACAAUGUAACUCCAA
Salvelinus namaycush (lake trout) is the source of this 2157-nucleotide messenger RNA. RefSeq names its product DNA replication factor Cdt1-like. The record is from RefSeq and is a predicted model, not a curated record. Gene Ontology annotation, biological process: mitotic cell cycle; regulation of DNA-templated DNA replication initiation; DNA replication preinitiation complex assembly. The transcript has 9 exons. Gene Ontology annotation, cellular component: nucleus. The coding region runs from base 144 to 2042 and encodes 632 amino acids. Lineage: Eukaryota; Metazoa; Chordata; Actinopteri; Salmoniformes; Salmonidae. Gene Ontology annotation, molecular function: DNA polymerase binding; DNA binding.